This is a messenger RNA of Tetrahymena thermophila SB210, 4929 nucleotides long. RefSeq lists its product as hypothetical. Lineage: Eukaryota; Ciliophora; Oligohymenophorea; Hymenostomatida; Tetrahymenidae. The record is from RefSeq and is a predicted model, not a curated record. The transcript has 11 exons.
AUGAGGUAGCAAUUUUAGAGAUUGACUUAUUUCAAAAGUGACUAGUCGAAGAGAGAAGAAUACAAAAAAAUGCUUAAUUAAAAAAUUACAAUUAUUGAUUAGGAAUUCACUAAUUACUCAUCCGAAAUCAACCACAUCUAGAUUAAUUAAUAGCAAGAUAUUGAAAAAAAUUUUAAAAAAGAGCUAGACAUUUUGGUUGAGUCAAAUGCAUAAAAGGAAUAGCAUUUAAAUAAUAUGAUUAAAAAUCAAGCACUUUCUUUAAUGAAUUAAUAUCAGAAUACAGAGAAAAAGAAGAAAGAAGUAAAAAAUAAAUUACCUAAAAGGUAACUAUCAAUAGAAAUAAAGCAAACAGAGAGAUUAUUACCAAUUUAGAAUUAAUCACCUGUCGAUGACUUUAAAAAAAAUUCAUUUUUUAUAUAUCCUGCAUUUACAGAGGAGAUGAUAUAGUCGAAAAAGUAGCUAACUAUGGAUUCAAUAUUUGACAGCCUUCUAUAGAAUAAAAAUAAUCCAGAAAUAAUAAAGUAGGUGAGCGAACAAUAAAUAGAUAACCAAUCUAUUCAAAAGGAAUAGUCUCAAUUAGAUUACUUGAAACAAAGAUAUACUGAUAUUUAAAAUUAAAUAGAGAGUGCUGAAAAAGAAGCUAUUUUUGAAAAUUCUACCAACGAUUAAUAUAAAUUCUAAGUCAAAAAAUAUGAAACAGUCUGUCAAGUUUCUCAAAACAAUCUAAACUAUAAAAACAACCAACUGAAAAUACUGCAAGAGACUGAGUAGGAAACACUGGAAGCGAAAAAAUAAAUUUAUGAUGAAGAGAAGCAAGAGUUGCUACAAUAAAAAAAGAAGGUGUGUGAGAUAUUAAUCAAAAUUGAUUUUUUAAGUGAGUAGAAGAAAAGUCAGCUAUCAACAAUUGAAAAUUUAGAAGAUUAAAAAAUAUUUCUUUACGAACAAAAACAACUUUCUUGCUAUGUUGAAUAAAAUAUAGAUGCUUUAGCCAAAUUAAGUGAGAUUUUUUUAGAUAGAAAAAUAAAUUUAAAUGAGGAAGAAAUACAGUAAAGAUACCUAAGUUCUCCAUAGACACCAAUGAGAACUUCAAGAAGUAGGAUGACAAAAUUUACUUUUGCAUUAAAUAAGAGUAUUCAAAAAAACGAUAUUACCAGUAUAGACGACUUAGACUCACUCACAAAUCGCAGUAGCCAAAAUUCUCCUAAGCCUUAGAGAUUUAUCUAAAAUUAAAUUAUAAAGAUUAAGCAAGAAUCUAAGAUCCAUAGAUAGAAUUCUCUGCAAAUAGAAAGAAACAGAAAGGUUGAUAAGAUAAAUAGGUUUUGUGAAAAUAAUCCUUCUAAACUAAUAGAUGAUUUAAUAUAAAUUUACCAGUAAUUGGUUCUAUAAAAUUAAAGUCUACAGAGUUAAUUUGAGUUUUUGCAAAAACAAAAAAUCCAACAAAAUGUAGAAAUCAGAAACUUGGAUUCAUAAAUCUAGGAAAUAUACAAAUCAAUAUCAGAAGCAGAAAUUGGGUCAUUGGAUUUGAAAAAGAAAAUAAUACAAAAUUAAUAAAAGGAUGAGUAAUAAUGUCUAAUGUUAGAAUUAGACAAAGCAACAGAGUUAAAAAAUGAAUUAGAAACUAUUUUAGUAAAUGCUUUAUAUUUUCUUUUGCUGACUCUUGGUAGACAUAAACGCUUAAUUGACGAUGUAAAUGAAAAGGGAGAUAUCAGAGUUGAAAGUGAUACUUCAUUUGAUAAAUUUGAAAAAAUUGAUUUAAUUCUUGAUAAAUACCAAAAAGGUUUUAUGAAAAAGAAAAUAUUUGAAUAAUUUAACAAUAAGAAAAAAUUCAAAAACCAUUCUUCAUCUAUUACACUCCAAAAGAAUCUAAUAAAUUUUCUUUAAAAUUAAAAUAACUAUGAUGAAGACACAAAAAAUGGCCUUAGUAGCAAAGAAAAAUUCUUUUUCUUUAUGGAAUAACACAAUUAUUUCCCAUUAACUACGGUUGAAUUAAAAUAAACUUUGUCUUUCGUAUUCCCUAAAAGUUUUAACUUAUCUGUCAUUGAACAAAUAAUAGAUUUAACAUCUAAUGAUAUUUUAAUUAGAUUCUUUUUGAGUAAGGAUGAUAUCAUUGAAGUCAUUGAGAAGUGUUUUAAUACUUACGAAUAUUUCAAACAAUUUAAUAUGAUUCUCUCUAAUUAUGAACAACUUUUUGCUUAUUCUAAAAAGCAGAAACUUUAACCACAAGGAAAAACACCUCAUGGAAGCAGGAGACUUUCUUAAUAUUCACCCUUUAAAAAUCCUCAUUAUAUCUUAUAAAAAGAAGAAUCCUCAUCCAAAACACCAAAAAAAGAUAAAAAAUUUUCCCUCAAAUUAGAAAUCUAAGGUUUGCAUGCAACUAACAGUUUGGUUAUGACAAAUUAAGAUAGUGAAAGUAAAAUUUAAGACAAAAACAGUCAAAAUAUAAUCGAAAACGAAUGUAAGGAAACACCUCUAAUGAAAGUGAAUAAGAGUAUUUCAUUUUAAAGUUAGAGAAAUAGUAUAGAAAUAGCCUAAAAUAGCUAAAAUACAGAAGAAGAAGACAGUCAAUUAUCAAAAAAAUCUUUGUCUUCAAAAUCUUCCUCUGACUUAAGUGAUUGUGAUAGUAAUUCUAAAAAUAGUAAAUACUUAAGCAAGAUUAAUGAGUCUCCAUUAAAUUCAAUAAUCUAUGAUGAGACUGACGAAAUCGAUUAAGAUGAAAGAGAAGAACAAGCUUUGCUAUUCAAAUAUGAAGAAUAAUCAAUUUUAGGCUAAUUUAUCAUUUUAUAAUUGCAAAAAAGGUCAAUUAAAAAUUUUAAAAUUACUAUUAAAGAAGUAAUUGACUCAGAAAAGUACAUUUUUGCGUAUAUAAAAAGAUAUUUUUAGAAAAAUCAUCUGGAGGAAAACAGAAAAGGACUUAUAAAAGCUCACUACUUGGAUUUUAACAAACAAUAACUGCAAUCAUUUAUUAGUUAAGCAGAAAAAACACUUUAGUUUAAAAAGUAACGAGAAUAGCUCUUAAAUGAUAAAAUAAAAGAAAGCUCUGAUAAAGUGCAAUAAGACGAUGGAGAGGAUGAAGAUGAUGAUAAUUUCAAUGAAGACCAAGAAGAAGAGGAAAAAGUAUUUGAAAAAUUGAAUACAUGGAAAUAAUGUUUCAGUCCUAUAACACCAAGUGACCAUUCUUCCAAAUUUAGAUAAGCUUACAUGGAUUAAAUGUCUAUUUCAUCGUCGUUGUAAAAACAGUUUAUUUAAAAAGAAACUUAAAAGUUAAUGAAUGACUCAUUUAUCAUGGAAGAAAGUUAAGUCUUUGGGACAAAUUAAAGUCUUAAAGGUGAAAAUUAAGAAAAAAAUUAAUAAACAAUUAGUAAAUUCCAAUAAAAGAAAGAGGAGGAAGUUCUAAAAGAAGAGCUAGAUUAAGCUAAAAAUUUUAUCAUUUUACUUUCUGAUUAAAACAAGCAAAGAAUGUAGCCAACUAACAAUUUUAAUCUGUCUUAAUCAAGUUUUAAGUUUAAAAAAAUAGACACAAAUGAAUAAAACAAAAAAAAUUCUACUAAUUUAAUAGAUUAAACUUAGAAAAAUGAACUAAAUAAAACUAUUAAAUCUAAAAAAAGUGUUUAAAAUCAAAUUUAGGUUUUCUAAGAAAAUAAGAGGAAUAAAGAUAAAAAGGAAGCUGAUUUUAUUGAUUCUUAAAGAAUGAAUGUUAAAAAUGAGAUAUAAUCAGUAUAAAACAAAGUCGAAAAUAAUCAGUCUUUAAACUCUCUCAAUCUAGAUUUUUAGAAAAAAUAACAGUAAAAGUUAUUUGAUUUUGAAAACCUGUCACCUAUAGAGCAAUAAUUUUAAAAAUAUGUUGAAGCUGAAGAAAAUUACUAUAAAGAUUUGAAAAACUAAGAUUACUUUGUAGAAAACCUCAAGACGUUUCAUAACGAUGCCUUCUUUUUGCAAAAAAUAUUUAUCCUUGGGAAAAAUAGCAGCAGUGUUAAUCUGAUUAAAAAAAACAGCAAAUUAGAGCUUCCUAAAGGAUUGCAAACUGCAAAAUACUUCUAAAAAUUGUAAGACUUUGAGAGAAAAAAAUACAAACCAACAUCUUAAACAACAUAAUGCACUUAACCUCAAGAAUAAACUAAGAAUAUAUAAGAAAUUGAGAAAAAGUAAACAAAUGAAAUAAAGUAAUCAAUGAGUCUUUCGUUAAAAAGCUAGUAAAUAAAUGCUAUUUACUCUAAAUUUACACGAAAUUCAAGUAUUAGUGAGUAGGUUUAAGAAAUUAAAAGCGUUUUGGAUUCCGUAAAACAAAAAUAAAUUUUAAACAUCGGAAAAUAAAAUGGAGAAGAAACGAAUAAACAGCCUAGCAAUUUAGAAAAUAAUUCAGCUUAUAAAGUUUAAAUUGAUACUCUAAAAUAAUAAGAUAUAAAGAAUAACAACAAAGACUACAUAGUUGCAGAUAAAAUAUAGAACAGUAUUAAUUAAAAACUUGAGUCUAUUAAGGUUAAGAAUAUGAAAAGCUUGGAAUAACUAAAGAAAAUUUUCAAUGUUUAUGAUUCAGAUUUUAGUAUCAAUAAAAAUUAAUUAAAACAUUAAUCUAGCAACUCUACUGUUAAUUCUAGGAUAAAUUCAAAAAAAAAUAGCAGUUCCUUUUAAUCAUAAAUGACUUCCCCGUUUAUUUCUAAUUGCUAAUCAUAUAAUACAAGUGAUUUUGAUUAUACAAAAAGCAGUUAAGUCUACAAAAAUAUAAGUCACAAUAAAAGCAAAUCCUAUUCAAAUAGUAACUUUGUAUUUUAGCAACCUGAUAAAAUUAUUUCACAAACUGAAGCUAUGAAAAAAAUUACAGAAAAACCCUCGCCAUAUGUGAGCAACCCAUUUAAUUUCAGUAAAAUUAAACCGAGAUAAAAUAAAAUUUCCGAAAAAAAUAUAACAGAACACAAUGAAAAUGCAAAGUGA